CGGCUUAGAGCGCAAAGCAAACGCCGAGCCGCGUUUUUGCGGAGCAGCGGCAGAGAUCGGUGCACAAAUCGGUCGAGGCACUAUGCCAGGGAAACGCACGGUGAAGAGGAGCCCGGCGCCAGAUGAGUCUCCUGGGACCAAGAAGAUUAAAGUCUGUCACCCGUCACACCGGACACAGCCCGGGCUGGUGCUGACGCUGGGGCAGGGGGACGUCGGGCAGCUGGGGCUGGGAGAGGACGUGGUGGAGAGGAAGAAGCCGGCCCUGGUGGCCCUGCCAGAGCUGAUGGUGCAGGCGGAGGCUGGAGGGAUGCACACGGUGUGCCUGAGCCAGACAGGGAAGAUCUACACCUUUGGCUGCAAUGAUGAAGGUGCCCUGGGACGUGACACCUCAGCAGAAGGGUCAGAGAUGACACCAGGGCUGGUGGAGCUGCAGGAGAAGGUGGUGCAGGUGUCUGCUGGGGACAGUCACACGGCUGCACUCACAGAGGAUGGACGAGUCUUUGCCUGGGGCUCCUUCCGGGAUAACAACGGGGUGAUUGGGUUGCUGGAGCCCAUGAAGACCAGCUCUGUCCCUGUGCUGCUCCAGCUCAGCGCACCCAUCGUUAAAAUCGUCUCAGGGAACGACCAUUUGGUGAUGCUGACAGUGGAGGGUGACCUGCUGACGUGUGGCUGUGGCGAGCAGGGCCAGCUGGGCAGAGUGCCAGAGCUCUUUGCCAACCGAGGAGGGAGGAAAGGGCUGGCCCGUCUGCUCAUCCCCCAGCGCGUCCCCGUCAGAGGCAAAGGCAGCAGAGGCAAAAUACGCUUCCAGGACGCCUUCUGUGGGGCUUAUUUCACCUUUGCUGUCACCCACGAGGGACAUGUCUACGGCUUUGGCCUCUCCAACUACCACCAGCUGGGGACCCAGGGCACAGAGCCCUGCUUCUCCCCACAGAACCUGAGCUGCUUCAAGAACUCCACCAAGUCCUGGGUCGGGUUCUCGGGUGGGCAGCACCACACAGUGUGUGUGGACUCGGAAGGUAAAGCCUACAGCCUGGGCCGGGCCGAGUAUGGGCGCCUGGGCCUGGGGCCGGGUGCGCAGGAGCAGAGCUGCCCCAGCCUCAUCCCGGAGCUGCCCCACGUCUCCUCCGUCGCCUGUGGGGCCUCGGUGGGCUACGCCGUCAGCACUGAUGGACGAGCCUUUGCCUGGGGCAUGGGCACCAACUACCAGCUGGGCACAGGGGAGGAGGAGGACGUGUGGAGCCCCGUGGAGAUGACGGGGAAGCAGCUGGAGAAGCGGGCGGUGCUGAGCGUGUCGAGCGGCGGCCAGCACACCGUGCUGCUGGUCAGGGACAGGGAGCAGAGCUGAUGAAGUGACAGCAUCCCUCACACCCCCCUCCCCACCUCACACCCACGUGGGGCAACUGGUUUCUAGCUCUGGGCUCCUGCUGACAGCGAGGGGAAGGGCUGGAGGCUCCCAGGGCUGGGUGGUGUGGCUGGAGAAGGGCUCUGCAGGGACGCUCCUGUGUCUGUCUUCCCAUGGGGCCUGGUGCUCUGUCAGCUCCUUUGGCUCAGCUUUGGUCUUAAACUGAUCUCAGUGCUGUGGCUGGAUGGAUUUUCAGCUGCUUGGUGUAAUAUUUCUUGGCCUGCAAAGCUGAGGGCCUCAUUCUUCACAAAACAGUUGGAGCAUCAAGUUGUCUGAGGUCCCCACGUUCCCUGUCUCUGGGUGCUGCUCUGUCCCCUUAAACCUAAACAUCUUCCACACUCUCCAGCUUGGAUUUCUCUGCUGCCACCCCUCAAACCUCUCAGGACUUGUUUGGGGUGAGAGCUGAGUCCAGCAGAAACGCUCCCAGGGAGCUCCUUCCUCUGGCAGCCACCUCCUGCAGCACACAGAGCUGUGGCAGGAGCUGCUGCCUCCCACUCCCCCCCUCAGUGGAUCAGAGCCCGAAUCCCCUGGGGCCUGGGGAGCAGCUUCCCCCACUCCUGCCCCCAGCACCCUUCUCAGUGCUGCUUUGUGCAGUCCCAGCUACUCCCUGUUCCCCAUCACCUUCAGAAACCCAACCAAAUCCACCUCAGACACAGACUGAUGAUUUCAUUCUUUGCUGAGGAAGGAGCUCUCUCUGCUGUUAGAGCCUUACUGAGAAGGCAGAACCAAAGCCCGGCUCUGCAUCCCACCCCUCCAAGCCCAUGGGAUUCCCUCCUGCUGCCCACUCUCCCCUCUCCUUCUCUCUCUGUGCCACCUCCCAGGUUCCUGGGCUGAGAAGGGGGUCUGAGGGGUUUAAAUUUUAUAUGUUAAGUUAUAGCAAUAGGGGAGGGGGGAGGGGACAGGAGGGGGCUGAGACUUGCCCAGUGGCUCAGAACAGGUCGAUUUUUUUUAAGAGAAAACGUUAUUUUGGUUGAUUCAUUGAGGAAGAGAGGAAAAAAUUAUUGUUAUCUUUUAAUGUUUGGAAUAAACAGUUUUUAUAAA
Colius striatus (speckled mousebird) is the source of this 2443-nucleotide messenger RNA. It is a transcript of the gene RCC1, whose product is annotated as regulator of chromosome condensation 1. The record is from RefSeq and is a predicted model, not a curated record. Gene Ontology annotation, molecular function: guanyl-nucleotide exchange factor activity. Gene Ontology annotation, cellular component: cytoplasm. The coding region runs from base 83 to 1345 and encodes 420 amino acids. Lineage: Eukaryota; Metazoa; Chordata; Aves; Coliiformes; Coliidae. The transcript is spliced from 10 exons.